This is a messenger RNA of Monoraphidium neglectum, 312 nucleotides long. RefSeq lists its product as hypothetical. The transcript has a single exon. The record is from RefSeq and is a predicted model, not a curated record. Bases 1 to 312 code for a protein of 103 amino acids. Lineage: Eukaryota; Viridiplantae; Chlorophyta; Chlorophyceae; Sphaeropleales; Selenastraceae.
AUGCCGACGGCGCUGCUGAAGACUCCGCCGCCGCAGGACGUUGCAGCAAUCGAUGGUGUUGCUGCAGCUGGCGCCACCCCGUACAGGAAUGCGUGCAAGUCUCAGGCCUGCGCCAUUCAGGACUGCUUGAAUGCCAGCGACUACCAGGAAGCGCGCUGCGCCGCGCAAAUCGCGGCGCUGAUAUCUUGCUGCGACGCAGAGAUGGCCGCCGCACCCCAAGGCGCGGAGCGUCCUAUACAGUGCUGCUUUGGGCCGCGAUACCGGGAUUUGGCGGCGAAGCACGGCGUUGCGGCUCAGCAGAACAAGAAGUAG